GCCCAUUAGUCCAAGUUUAAAAAGAUUCGAUUUUUAUCGAUGUUUCACUUCGAAUCUAACAUUUAACUCUUGAACCCAUUGUUUCUUUUGUAACUUACACAGUUGAUGUUUAUAUUUGAGGUUUUGGAACUAUGAGAGAAGAAAUAUGCAAGAAAAGCAAGGUCUCAUGGCCUAAAACACUCAAGAAAUGGUUUAAUGUCAAAAACAAAGCUCAAGACUUUCAUGCAGAUGGUUCAAGUAAUGGAGGAAGUUAUGAAGGAUGGAUGAGCAAUUUUUCUGAAAAAGAAAUAUGCACCAUCAAGAAAAGCAGAAAAACAGAAAGAUCAAGCAAGAGAAGUGCAGAUUGUCUUCAAACAAAUAAGGCCGAUCAUGACCUUGCACAAGCUAAGGAUGUAAAUAACUAUAGGAUCUUUGUAGCUACUUGGAAUGUCGGCGGUAAAUCUCCUACAAAUAAUUUGAAUCUUGAAGAUUGGUUGCACACUUCACCUCGGGCUGAUAUUUAUGUUCUGGGGUUUCAAGAAGUUGUGCCUUUAAAUGCUGGAAAUGUACUAGGAACAGAAGACAAUGGUCCAGCUAAAAAAUGGCUAGCACUUAUUCGGAAAACUCUAAACAAUCUUCCAGGAACAAAUGAUGGAUUCCAUUCCCCACCACGGGUUCCUGAUCCAGUUAUUGAACUGGAAUCAGACUUUGAGAGAUCAAUCACACCAAAACCAUCAUCUUUCCUCCACCGUUGUUCUUUUCAAUCACUGAGUCAAAGCAUGAGACUGACACAGAGUGAGCCGACAACGCUCCAUCCUAAUACCAAACAUAGAUAUAGUAUAUGUGAUCAGGUCAUGUUUGGAAACCGACCCAGUGAUUAUGACCAAGUUAUUGGGUCUUCAGAUGAAGAGAACGGGCCGACUGAUUCUCCUAAUAGCGCAGACUGUGACCAGAUACCAUAUUGUGAGUCUUUUUCAAUGGAGGAAAGAGAUAAACUGCCGGAAAAUUCCAACUAUUGUUUGGUUGCAAGUAAGAAAAUGGUGGGGAUAUAUCUUACAGUAUGGGUGAAGAGUGAUCUUAGACACAAUGUUCAUAAUUUGAAAGUAUCGUGUGUGGGUAGAGGAUUAAUGGGUUAUCUCGGAAACAAGGGUUCAAUAUCAAUUAGCAUGUCGUUGCACCAAACGAGUUUUUGCUUCGUAUGUAGUCACUUGACUUCUGGACAGAAGGAAGGCGACGAGCUCAGAAGAAACUGUGAUGUUAUGGAAAUUAUGAAAAGAACACGGUUUCCACGUGUUCGAGGAACAGGAGAUGAGAACUCUCCUCAAACGAUUCUUGACCAUGACCGAAUUAUAUGGCUUGGUGACUUAAACUACCGAAUUGCGCUUACAUAUCGGUCUGCCAAGGCCUUGGUUGAGAGGAGAAACUGGAGAGCUUUAUUGGAAAAUGACCAGCUUCGGAUAGAGCAUACAAACGGACGUGUAUUUUCGGGGUGGAAUGAAGGGAGAAUAUGUUUCCCUCCAACUUACAAAUACUCAAAUAAUUCAGAUCGGUAUGCAGGAUAUGAUAAGCAUCCUAAAGGAAAACGAAGAACUCCUGCAUGGUGUGAUCGUAUCUUAUGGUAUGGAAACGGACUUCAUCAAGUGUCGUAUGUUCGAGGAGAGUCUAGAUUUUCGGAUCAUCGUCCAGUGUACAGCCUAUUUUCAGCAGAAGUCGAGUCUAUCCGCACCAGAUACAAGAACAUAUGUUACUCGUCUAGGAUCGAGGUGGAAGAGCUAUUACUAUCUUCACGUAGAUACAAAGAUUUUUACUUUUACUGACGAUUGACUAGAAGUAACAAUAAAACUUAAGAUACAAGUCAAAAUGGGUCAAACGGGUCGAAAAUCAUUCACAUUGUAUUCAUUCUGAUUAAUAAAACCUCUGAUAUUUUCAUCUA
This is a messenger RNA of Erigeron canadensis, 1912 nucleotides long. RefSeq names its product type I inositol polyphosphate 5-phosphatase 4-like. Gene Ontology annotation, molecular function: phosphatidylinositol-4,5-bisphosphate 5-phosphatase activity; phosphatidylinositol-3,4,5-trisphosphate 5-phosphatase activity; inositol-polyphosphate 5-phosphatase activity. Gene Ontology annotation, biological process: phosphatidylinositol dephosphorylation. The coding region runs from base 132 to 1796 and encodes 554 amino acids. The record is from RefSeq and is a predicted model, not a curated record. The transcript has 10 exons. Lineage: Eukaryota; Viridiplantae; Streptophyta; Magnoliopsida; Asterales; Asteraceae.